Oldenlandia corymbosa var. corymbosa is the source of this 1011-nucleotide messenger RNA. Lineage: Eukaryota; Viridiplantae; Streptophyta; Magnoliopsida; Gentianales; Rubiaceae. The record is from the annotation of a GenBank genome assembly.
AUGGGAAAUCUCAGAAUCAUAAUCUGGAUUUACGUCAUCCAUUUCUGUUCUCUUCACUUUCAUGUUAAUUGUGUCAGACCCACAUACCAAUUCACCACCAAACUUUCAUUCAUCGGAGCAAAUGCCUCCGGCGCCGAGGCUCUGGCUUUUGAUUACUCCGGCGGCUGCCCGUUCGCCGGAGUUGCAGAUGGCAGGAUACUCAAAUACAACUGUCCCAGUCUUGGUUUCCAAGACUUCGCCACAACUUCUCCUUUCAGAACCAAGGAGGAAUGCGACGGGAAACCUGCACCAAAGUGUGGAAGAGUAGCAGGUCUUGGUAUUGAUUAUUCGAGCGGUGGUAACCUUUACACUCUUGAUGUCUUUUUCGGGUUCUUCGUCGUCCCGCCUUCAGGCGGAGCAGCAAUUCCGGUGGCAACAGGCUACAAUGGCACCAAUUUCUCACUCCCCAACGCAUUAGACAUCGAUCAAGCUUCCCAAUACUUCACUGAUGCUGAGAAAUUAUUCCUCACUGGGAACCACACAGCAAUCUUCGCCAGUAAUGACACGGAAGGGAAAGUUUAUAAAUACGACAUCAAAACUGAAGAGCUAACGUUGUUGGUUGACGGGCUAACUGGACCAGCUGGGCUUGCAGUGAGUGAAGAUGGUGAUUACCUGCUAAUUGCAGAGUUCAUGAAGAAGAGGAUUCAAAAAUUUUGGCUGACGGGUAAAAGGGCAAAUAGUUUGGAGACAUUGAUUACACUUCCGGGAGCCCCAGAUAACAUUAAGAACUGCAAGCGAAGAUUUUUGGGUGGCGUAAGGGUGUCGAAGCCGGAGACGGUGGAGAUAGUGGAGGCGAUUGGGAUGAUGUUCAAUGGUGUUGGAAGGAUUCUGGAGACGCUGAAUUUCACAUCGGAAUACAAUGGCAGAAUGGUUGAGGAAGUGCAGGAAUUUUCUAGCAAACUGUAUCUUGCAGCCGCUUCCUCAAACUUUGUUGGUGUUGAUAGAGAUGACUUCAAUCAUUUGAGACUUUGA